Molecule: messenger RNA, 888 nt
Organism: Neurospora crassa OR74A
Lineage: Eukaryota; Fungi; Ascomycota; Sordariomycetes; Sordariales; Sordariaceae
Exons: 2
Coding region: 203-622 (139 amino acids)
Source: RefSeq, a predicted model, not a curated record
CCCGACCAACGUCAUCACAGCCCAACUCCACUGUCCAUCCCUUGUUGCAGCUUCCACUUCCACAUGCCAGGAACAGACUGACCCCAACUUUUUAGAUCUCAGCCUAGCGAAAUCUUGACAAAGGGUUUCUACUUCUUUCUUCUGUACACUCAACAUAUUCCCUCAAAAAAGACCCCAUUACCGUCAUAGUUGAAAAGUUACAAUGCCUCGCACCACCAACAACCCGGUCGAUGACCCCCGCAUCACCCUUCGCCUCAAAUGCGGUAUCCAUACAAUCUUCCUCUUCGUUAUGCUAGAUUGGACCUUUGCCAAGGUGUCCGAAGAGCUACUCAUGAUCCUCCAUGACCGCUACCCCAACGGUCUUACAUUCAGCGUCGACGCCGAACCGGUCCCUCUCCCCGAAGGCGAUGUCAAAAUCGUUUAUGGAAUCCCUAGGCACCCUAAUGGGGACUUAAGCCACGGGUGGAAGAAGCUGAAGGUGGAAGACGAGGACACGGUAGAAUCAUCCAAGCUUGCGGAUGUAAGCGCUGUGGCCUUUGCGCUGGUUGAUCCUGAGUCGUAUGGCAAUGUGACGUUUGAUGUCACUGUUCCGCGGUUGGACGACUAUGAUGAAGAGUACUGAGUCAUGGGAGGGAACAUAACGGCGUUUGCGUGGCGCAUUGGUUUAGGUUCAGGCUGCAUGGCGGCAAGGUCGGCGUUCGGGUUAAAGAUAUUGAGCAAAAAUGAAAAGGCGCUUUGGUUAUGGGAAAAGGAUACAUCAUACGUCUACCUGACAUGUAUACCACUGGCUUCUACAUCGUUAUCUGAAAAGUCCAUUGUAAAACAUCCUCCCACUUUCCCCUACCCUUUUCUUAAAAAAAAAAAAUCGAAUUAGUCCGCCUUUCCCAC